This is a messenger RNA of Pseudomassariella vexata, 801 nucleotides long. RefSeq lists its product as uncharacterized. The annotation marks the transcript as partial. The transcript has 6 exons. The record is from RefSeq and is a predicted model, not a curated record. NCBI's taxonomy places the organism in Eukaryota, Fungi, Ascomycota, Sordariomycetes, Amphisphaeriales, Pseudomassariaceae.
UUAUUAGAACGUGAUCCGACAUACACAAGGGAGAUAUGGGCAUGGUUUGGCACAGGGUUAUUAGUCAUCCUCCUACGGACCGGAGUCAGAAUCCGACUAGUCGGGUUCAAGGGGUUCGAAGGCGAUGACUACGUGACGAUACUGACGUUGGCCAUGUUUACAAUGGAUGCGGUGCUAGUGGAUAUCCUUUAUUGGACGGGAACAAAUGUUGAUGUAGCAACAGGUGCGAUAAGCAGUCUGUCAGAUUCGGUGGUUCGUGAACUAGAGUAUGGAUCGAAAGUACAGCUCGCCGCAUGGUAUAGCUACACCGCGCUCCUCUGGUCUAUAAAGGUGAGCCACCUCUUCUUCAAGACAACUAGUUGCGAGCAUCGAGUACUUAGAUACUUGGCCUUGUUUACUGCGUCAUCCUACGUGGCUGUUAUCCUCACGAUCUCGCUUGGCUGCCAUCCAUACUCUCAUAACUGGCAAGUAAGGCCUACCCCAGGCCCAGAGUGCACCUUUAAGAAACAAAACUUCAUUGUGACGACUGCUCUUAACGUCGUUACCAAUGCAGCCAUUCUAUGCAUUCCGCUGCCGAUGCUUCAGAAGCUACAUGCGCCUCGGUACAAAAAGAUUCUCAUCGCCAUGCUUCUCAGCUCCGGCCUAUUCGUAAUAACAGCCGCCUUACUCCGCGCCGCAUUCACUCUCGGUACUGCGCCAUCGAGCAUCACCAUCAACCGAUGGGGUGUGCGAGAGACGAUAAUCGGCAUUCUUGCGAUCAAUGCCCCAAUUUUACGAGCAAUAUUCCGGAAAAACUUCUGG